CUGAAUAUGUUGGAGGUGGGGAAUAUUGUCGUUGUAGAGUGUUGUGUCACGAGAUCGCGAAUGUCAAUUGGGUUUGGAAGAAAGCUUGCAAGGAGGGGCGCGACGUAGUCUCCAGUGAGACUCUUUUGACCAGUAUGUGAAUAACUCGUGCUAGUGAACACGCGCGCCUUUGGAUAUUACUUUUUGGGAUUACGGCAUGAUGCGGCUUCUAUUGAUGUGCAUCCUGGCGGGCGCCGCGUGCGCGCGGGAUGAGGGUUGGCAGCCCAUCGUGCCCGAGUCCUCCCUUACCUACACCGCCUACGUCAAGUCGCCGGAACGAUCUCUGGAUACCAGUUCGGCGUUAAAAAUAAUCAAUCGUAGGCCGCCAAGCCUUGCGUAUCCAAGCAAACUGUCCGGCGCCUACAGCGCGGGGCCUCAGGGAGAUUCCGACGCCUGCAGCGUCUACAAAGUAUCCAUGAACCAAGAACUGUUCUACCAGUACGUGGAAUAUGAGAAGGAUCUGCCAGAUCUAAAGGAGUUUACUUUGUGCAUGUGGGCAAAGUUCCAUAAUCAUUCUGAAGACCAUCCCUUGUUUUCUUAUUCAGUUGGAGAUAGCCCUAAAGAGAUUUCGGCUUGGAUUUCGAACACCGUCGAAGCUAGCUACUUCAGCAUGGCCGUUCACGGACAGACGUUCUUCAGGCUCAAUUAUCCUCUAAAACUUAACACGUGGUAUCAUUCUUGUCAAUCUUGGAAUGGAAAAACUGGUGAAUGGCAAAUUUGGGUGAACGCAGAGCGAGUGGGUAGGGGAUUCCACAACAGGUUGGUGGGUCACAUAAUAAAAGGAGGCGGCAUAGCUGUAACUGGGCAAGAACAGAGUCUUUUAUACAGCAAAGAUGGUCUCGAGCCCACUAUAAAGCAAUCUGGACUUAUGGGAGAAGUAACUAUGCUCCAACUGUAUCAUGUUGCCUUGACGGCUGGUAAAGCCCACAAAGACCACAAGCACCACCACGCUCAUCACUUCAAGCACGACGGCAGCCCGCUGGAGGCCUCCACGGAAGCGGUCACGGAGCCGCCGCCGCCAGAAGCUACUCCGCUGGGCAACGGCAACUUCCUCAUUGGUGGGCAGCUGCAACGCGCUCCCGACCUCAACCUUGCCGGACCCCAGCCGCAGCAACAGAUGAUUCCCGUUCAGCUGCCCAACGGUUUGCAACUUCACCAGGGAUAUAUCAAUGGACAACUGAGCAACAGAAUUGUCUCUGAACAGCUUCUCAACAGUGUUCAUCAAAUUCCAUCAGCGCAGCCUUCAUCCAACUCCAUACCUCGAUUUUCUUUAGUAGAUGUACCAGUGUCCUCCUCUAUUGGCCACAGCCAGAGAUUUUCACUAAGGCAGCCUUUGGGAUCAUCGAAGUCGUCAACAGUCAUGUUAUCUGGCUCGUUACUUAACCCAGCAAAUGUGCAAUACAUUGAUGAUACAUCGUCGCAUAGUUUGUACAAACGAGAUUCUAAGAAACGAGAUAAAAGGGAUAAUCCAGAGAAAGAAUUGGAGCAACCCGCUACAGGGAAAAAAGAAAAACGUGGGCUGGUCGCAUUGUCGGACGGGUCUAUUGUAGACGAUGCGCUGCUUAGUCCGAACAUAGCCGCCGAUGACGAUGACGCCAUGUUCCAGCAGUCGUUGCUGAGCGGACUAGCUGGCGUCGUUGGGAACCUCCCAGUUCAAAAUGUCCAAAAGGAGACGGUGGACGAGCGUGAGCCCGCGGAGGCCGAGGUGAAGGCGGUGAUGCAGGUGUGCAGCGGCUGCGCGGCUGAGCCCUUCAAGAAAGCGCUGGUACUCUCCUGGAGGUCCACGCCCAAGAAACUACACAGCGGUGCGCACUAUUACAAAGGUCUGCCUAUAUGCAAAGCCUUUUAAACAAAGUUCACAAGUACAUAAUCCUGACGAAGUAACAACAAUCAGUACCAAUUUACCUAAUACUGUACUGACCGCCAGACUGUAGGUACGGUACGACCCGCCAUAUGAAUAUUACUUAUAUUAUAAAGAUGCCUAAAUACAAUUAAUACAAUAAAAAUGGGGCAACCGAACAUGAUCAGUUUAAGUCGUUUCUGACUUAUCGCAAAAAGUAUUCCCUUCAAAAUAAAAAGACGUACCUACAAAGCGCUGUGAAGGCACCUACUUCCUUUUGUUGUUAUGUUACUAUUAAUGAUACUAGUACUAGUUAGUAGCACGUUCAAGGUCUAUUGUGGCGGACGGGUAACUCCGGAACCCUACACUGAGCAUGGUCUGACAUGCUCUUGGCCGGUUUUUUAAAGCUAUCUCUGCUGACGACAUUUUUGAUAGCUACACAUAAGUAUCAAUUUCAUUUGAAAUAGACACUUUCGCAAUUAUCUACCCAAUAUUUGCAGGAUUUCUACUAUAAAUGUACCUACCUAUUGUUACGUGCCCACACAAGAGCACGUAGCGUUUAACUUCUGUUUAUUUGAUUAAUGACCCCGACACUACAAUUCGAAAAAAUGCUACAAUAUUACAUUCAGAUGUUACUUCAGUCAAUCAAAACUUGCCAUUAGCAAGUCAUUUAAUUUAAUUUAUUUUAGUAAUAAGCGUUUAGAAAUAAGACAAGUACCUACUUUUAUGUAAUUAGUUUAAAACGUGUACUUACCUUGUUACUUACUAUUUUACAGUAAAUAAUGAUAUAAAAA
Cydia fagiglandana is the source of this 2673-nucleotide messenger RNA. RefSeq lists its product as uncharacterized. NCBI's taxonomy places the organism in Eukaryota, Metazoa, Arthropoda, Insecta, Lepidoptera, Tortricidae. The record is from RefSeq and is a predicted model, not a curated record. The coding region runs from base 197 to 1888 and encodes 563 amino acids. The transcript has 9 exons.